Messenger RNA from Fragaria vesca subsp. vesca, 247 nucleotides. Its product is annotated as NADPH-dependent diflavin oxidoreductase ATR3-like. NCBI's taxonomy places the organism in Eukaryota, Viridiplantae, Streptophyta, Magnoliopsida, Rosales, Rosaceae. The transcript has 2 exons. Bases 65 to 247 code for a protein of 60 amino acids. The record is from RefSeq and is a predicted model, not a curated record.
GCUAUUAAAUAUGAAGUCGGUGACGUCCUUGAAAUUCUCCCCAGUCAAAAUCUUGCUGCAGUAGAUGCUUUCACUUCGUUGUAAUUUGGACCCUGAAUCGUUCAUCACUGUCCAUAAUUCUGAGGUAGAAACUCAGCUUCUUGAUACUCAUGUCCCCAUCAAAUUAAGAACUUUUGUUGAGUUGACAAUGGAUGUUGCAUCAGUUUCUCUUUGGCGCUAUUUCUUUGUGGCAAGAUUCAAUAUGUAA